This is a messenger RNA of Ectocarpus sp. CCAP 1310/34, 3396 nucleotides long. Lineage: Eukaryota; Phaeophyceae; Ectocarpales; Ectocarpaceae. The record is from the annotation of a GenBank genome assembly.
UGAUCGUGUCUGCUGUCCUAAAUACAAGUGAUACCAUCAUCUUCGACACACACACGGGUAUAUAUAGGAACACUCUAGAGUGUAUCCCUCGAGGGAACCCGUGCUGGGGAUGAGUGGCGCCGAUGUUGCAGCAGAGGCUGCCGACGUCACCACUAGUACGCAGGGCAGAGUUGACAAUCUGGAGAGCAAAGUUUCAGGCCUGACGGACGAGGUACAGCAGCUGCCAGGGCCUCUCCGAGCCGUCUUCGGAAAGUUUGAGAAUGAGGGGGAGUCCGGCGGCGCUGGGGUGGGCGCUGUCGUCACGGGCACUGCGUCUGCCCGCGGUCUGGUAGAAGAGGGGCCGCACAACGACGGAAUCACGCCGCCCGCACAGCACGAGGGAAGAAGCACCAGACCGGGAGCCAGCCUGGAAGUGCCAAGGAUCCCUGCUGGAGUGGACCCGGGCAUAGGACCGGGCAGCGGGGAGGUCAUGGGGUCAUCAUCCCAAGAGCAGCCUGCUGCGGUGGGCGCUUGCAUAGACUACACGGCUGCAGAAGAGAUCAUCAGCAGUAGGCCGGUUGCGGAAGGCGAACCGGUGUGGGCAUUUCAGGUCCCUGCUAACGGUGGGUUUGGGAGAUUCCAGAACACCGAAUACCUCUACAAGAUAGGCAGCGAUAGUAGAGAUGCAGCCGCCGCUCGAGGCGCUGGCCGAGGAGCCAGAGCAACCUACUCAUCACGUCGAGAAGAGCUGUGCGGCGCUGGAGGGGGUGCCGGAGACCGUACACCAAGUGUGCCUGUUGACCGCGGGAAAGUGCUUGCGCUUAGAGAGCUGGGGCAUCAUGCAUCCCCGCGACGCCGUCGAUGUGCCGUCAAAACAACCAACGCAGGACACUGCGCGCGCACCAUCCACACACAGCAGCAGCAGCAGGAGAUGGUGAAGAUGGCACCAUGGCAGCAGCGUGGAAGGGUCAAGACACAGAAAGCCGGCCGCAAGGCGAUGUGCCCAUAGCCGCAACGGAAGGGGCGUGGGUGGGCAAUAUUCAGAGAAUACGGCGAGAUGGCCGUGUGCCCAUAGCCGCGACGGAAGGGGCGUGGGGGGGCAACAUUCAGCGAGUACGGCGAGAUGGCCGUGCGCCCAUAGUCGCGACGGGAGGGGCGCGGGAGGGCAACAAGCAAAACAGCCCCGUGCUGCGCAGUAAGGAGCGUGGGGGAGGGCAUCAUACCCAAACAAUAAAUGAGGCCCAUGGCCGCGACGGAAGGGACGUGGGGGGGCAAUGAUCACAGAACACGGCGAUAUGGCCGUGCGCCCAUAGCCGCGACGGGAGGGGCGUGGUUGGGCAACAUUCAGAGAACACGGCGGUAGGGCCGUGUGCCCACAGCCGCGACGGGAGGGGCGCGGGAGGGCAACAAAAUAACACGGCGGUAGGGCCGUGCGCUCGCAGCCGCGACGGGAGGGGCGCGGGGGGGCAACAACCAAAUAACACGGCGGGACGGCCGUGUGCUCGCAGCUGCGACGGGAGGGGCGCGGGGGGGCGGCAAUCAAUGCAGCUCCAUAGCGCGUCGGGAGGGCGUGGGGGGGAGGCAAACAUUAGCUCCAUGGCGCGUCAGACGGAGCGUGAGGGCCGAAGAAAAUCGAAGCAGCCCCGUGGCGCAUCGGAAGGGGCGAGAGCGGGAACCCCGCGGCAAGUCGGAAGGCGCGUGGGGGUAGGGUACUUGCAUCGUGGUGCUAAAACGGGAACUCCUUUUGUGGCGAGGCUACAGGCCGGGACGAGCGCUGGGAGGGGAGGAACACGCAUCACAGCGCUGGAUUGUGGCACUUCUUUCUUGACGGUAUUUGGUGUUUGAUGAUAUUCGUAGCGAAGUUGGUAAAUCCUCGUGAGUUGUCAUUACUGUACUUUGGUUGAAGAGCCAGGGAGGGUGUUCCGUGUUUCUCGUAGGCGUUCGCGCCCACAUGUUCAGUAUUUCCUGAUAGUCAUUCGGUUGAGACCCUCAUUGAUUGCGGCUACGUGGUGCCGUUCUCUAGGUUGCGCAAUGUGCAGGAAGAUGGGAUACUGUUGGAACCGCUGAAGGAACGUAGGAGGAAAAAUUGGGACACCAGUGUUGUACUCCACGAGAAUAGAGGAUUGCCGAAAAAAUGCAUGCCGGUUUUGUGUCGCUCAGAAAAUGUUGAAUGAUUGCCUUCUGCCCCGGUGCGCUGUAUUUCAUCAGCGAGGGGGGGCGAUUUCGAUGUUCGUCUGAUGUUUGUUUGAAGAACAAACAGUAGUGCAGCCGCAUUGUAGUUGUUUGAACCAACUCCUCAGGAUAGUCUUGCACUUUUACUGCUUGCCAAGCGUUGGGAUAGGGCGUUUGAUGGAACGGUGAAUAUUGGUGGGGGUUUUGACCCGGAGGCCGGGUUUCCCCCUGUUGUUUUUUUUUCGUUGGUUUUUUGUCCGUUUGGUUUUUUGGUCACAUCCGGCGUGUGAAUGCCCACUAAGUGGUUAGCUACUAGCGUAAAGAACCAGGGAGGGUGUUCGUGUGUGCAUGAGCGGAUGAGAAUAUUCCAACGGGACUGUAGGAAGUGGCUACGCAGAUAGGAAUUGAUAGUCCCCUGGGUUGGUUUCAUGGGUUGAUCCACGGGACUCGACCCUGCGGGAGUGCUUGCUGUGUCGUGACACUCUCUCUCUCCCGCCGCGUCCUGAUCGUGUCUGCUGUCCUAAACACAAGUGAUACCAUCAUCUUCAACACACAUACAUGGGUAUAGUAACAGACGAUUGCUUGCUGCAGUCUAGACUUUAUGCGAGACGCACGGGUCACGCUGUGAAAGCGAGACCAAUCCAACAUGGUUGACAUGAAUAUGCAUGUGUGCGUGCGUGUGUUUUUCAAUACUGCUAUUCUGACUGCGUUAUGGAUGUAUGUAUUUAUUUGCCAAAUGUCCAUUCUCUGCAAAGGUUGUCAACGUCGGCUUUCGUGGCCGGAGCCACGAGUGUGUUGGCCAUGGCGCUGGCCCUCGCAGUGGGCGGGCAAAGUCAUCUGCUCAUUUUGAGAGCUCCCACAACGUCCGAUAGGAUGGUUGUUGCGGCGGCUGAGGCGUCCUUCGAUUGGAGGGAUGACUGAAACCUGGAGAGGACGAGUGACCAUCGUUUCUUUCCAGCUGGCAGACUAGGCAAGGAUACGUUCACAUGACGUUUUUGCUCUUGGGGCACCUGAACGUCAAGAACGCGAGUGUUUCAGUCCUGCCGAGUAACGACAUACUACGUAGAUGGCAUGUUCGUACAGCUUCGCUGUAGAAAAUGGUUUCCAUGGAUACAACCAUCGGCGCUCGCAACGUGAAAAUCGGGGGAGUUCCCCAUGGUAGUCGGCAUCAGCACCGUAGAAUUUCGACCAUCCCCCAGGCAAGAAAAACGUGCUCCCUUUGUGAAGAAUGAGAGAAUGCGACGU